This is a messenger RNA of Brenthis ino (lesser marbled fritillary), 3792 nucleotides long. The record is from the annotation of a GenBank genome assembly. Lineage: Eukaryota; Metazoa; Arthropoda; Insecta; Lepidoptera; Nymphalidae.
AUGCGCGCUCUCUGUUCGGUUCGCGGGCCGUUGGGCGGGGAGACGCGUGCCCUGGGCGCAGGCGCACGCCUCCUGUCCCUGCGUUUGCCCGGCCACCCUCAGCCGCUACACUUUGUUGUCGAAGCCAAAGCCAGAGUAAAGGAGCUAAAAGCUUUGGCCCACGCUCAUUCACAACUUCUAGGCAUGGCCGAUACAGAACUCUUCGGUUUAGCAAUUAUGCAAAAUGGCGAAUAUUUGUUUGUUGACUUAGAAAGUAAGCUUUCCAAAUAUGCGCCUAAGAGCUGGAGAUCUUCUCAUACGCACGGCUUGGAUGCGCACGGGAAACCUCUUCUAGAGCUUCAUUUGGUUGUUCAAUUUCAUAUAGAGAGUCCUCUUCUUCUACACGAUGAAAUUGGUCGAAACGUAUACUUUCUACAGCUCCUUGAAAAUAUUCGUACACGAGAUGCAUUACCAGCAGAAAUAGUUUUAUUACUAAUCGGUUUGGCACUACAAGCAAAAUUUGGAGAUGAAGAUAUGUAUGAGGACCAAGAAUAUUUUAAAGUUGAAGAUUUUGCACCACCCUCACUUACAGGAGAGUGGGUGUCAUCUGCUUUACGUGCUUGCCAUCGUGAACAUCGUGGCCUUUCUAAAGAUGAUGCUGAAAUUAGAUUUAUACGUGAAGUUUGUCUUCUUCCAGAUACUAUUAACUCUCAUAGGUAUCGAUUGAAACAAUCUAAAACAGAACUAGAGCCAGGAACUGUUUGGCUACUGGUUACGGCUAAAGGCAUUAAAGUUUUACCCGAUAAUGGUCCCAUAUCUAACUUUAUUUGGAGUUCUAUCGGCAAACUUAGUUUUGAUAGAAAGAAAUUUGAAAUACGCACUGAAGAAGGAAAAAUAACAUUAUAUUCUUCUAGUGAAGAAAAGUGUAAAUAUUUAUUUGCUUUAUGUAAAGAGACGCAUCAAUUUUCAAUGAAAAUUUCGCCUAAGUUAAGCGAUAUAUUACGAGAAGAGGAGAAUGAACGUAAAAAUUGUUUUGGUUAUUCAAAAUCUUUAAACUUUCAAUAUUGUCAAAAUAAAAGUGAACAAAGAAUAUCUCUUAUAUCAUCAACUAGUUCAAAUACGACAUCAGGAAUAGUCAGUGACAGAGUACAAUCUGAAGAUGAAUUGGAAAUUAUGAUAGAUUCACCUCCAGCUCCUUCUACUGAAAGUUUAGCAUUAGCUCAUUUAUUAGACUAUUCGAAUUCGUAUUUAAUAAGAAACAUUUCAAAAGAUGUUAAUCCUUUAAUUAAAAAUUCAUCAUCAUUACAAUUACAAAAAUGUAAAAUGCGAAUUAAAAAAAGUAAAGAUGAAUGCGAGAAUGUUUCCAGAAAUGAUACUUCAUCAGAAAUAGGGCUCUGUUCUACAAGUCAAAUGGAAGAGACAUCUUCUUUACCAGAUCAAAGCACCUGUGAAAAACUUGAUGACAGUCCAAACUCUAGCAAAAUGAAAUGUACUGGAUCCCAAUGCUCUUCUUCAUGUAGUACUGUAAUUAUGGCACGCGGAGGCCUAAGUACUCUUAGUAGAGCAUCAAAUGCAAGUAGUUUGGAAUUAGGAUACAGUCACACAGCUCAAAACUCAAUGAUAAGUGAUAACAGUAUGGUGGGAAUUGAUGGGGAAUAUAUUCAGGAUACAGCAUCGGCUUUGUAUGAUGGCCUUGGUCAACCGGUUACUGUAGCUGCUUCCAGCGAAACAAGCGGGGUAUACACAAUGGGCAGUUCUGAAUUAACAUCUCGCUCCAAAUUAUAUAGUCACUCUGAUAGCAGCAGAACUGAAUAUAGUAGCUCACAUUAUGACAGUUAUAAUAUAACAAAAGAAAAUGAUUUGGCUGAUUUUGAUAGUGUUUCGUCUAUAUUAAAGAACAAGUCUACAAGAAUCAACCUCUCACCCAAAGAAUUAAGAUUAAAAGAAAGUUUAGGCAACACUGAUUGUGUUGACGGUACGGCUCAAUAUUGUGUCGAACAACAUGAUGAAAAAGAAAAUAUAUUUCGUGAACGAACAAAUUCUAAUAUUAGUGCUGCUUCAUUUCAUGGUGAUGGGAGUGAUCCAACAGAUAACAAACAUAAUCUGCUUAGUGCAAGUGAAUUAAGUGAUCUUAUUGUUGGCAGAGGCGUUUAUCCGAAAAAUCAGUCAGUGAGUGACACUUUAGAUUCUGUCUCAGAUUACGUUAGAUUACCUUUGCCAUUUUCUGGUGAUAGUUACCUGCAAGGCCACGAGGAUACAGCUCCUUCUGAUGAUAAUUAUCCUAGUAAUACUUAUAUUGACAGGCCACCAACACCACCUACAAGAAUAGACAGCCGUAAAGGGCUAAACUUAUCUCUACCUAACAUACUUGAUUUAGACGAAAACGUGCCUGUUUUGCCAAGAUAUCCAAAUAAGCCGCCGCCACCAUACGAAUAUAAACAUCUAACUCUUGCAUCGUUUCAUGCUCCGUCCAAACCACCACCAGCUUAUCCUGGAAUAUCAUCCAUUUCUUCCAAACCAAUAGUUGAAAAAGAAGAAGUUGCUGCUAGAGUUGUAACAUCAAAACCAAUGAUCACAAUUUUAAAAGCAGAGGCAGGGGAAGUUAAUGCAUCUAGUGAACGGACAUUCGCUAGUCCAAUGGUUUUGGAACAUCGUUUUCAAAAAUCUAAAAGACAUCAAGCUUCCAGUCGAAGAGCAGAACGGUCAAAACUAGCCCAAGGUCUUAAUAAUAAUCUUUCACCUUCAAGAGAAGUUGCACCUCAUACAGAUUCUAAUGUAUUAGUUGCAAUGAUGAAGUUGCCUCCUCCUCCGCCACCACCUCGUCGGCCGCGAUUACCGCCUCCACCACCAGUAGCCCGGCUACCACCACCAUCACCUCCCCAUAACCCCAUAUUUCAUCAACAACUAUACAGUGAUGUUGACUAUGUUUACUACCCUCUUCAAGAUCCUUCUAUAUCUCAACAAAACUAUCUAGAUCAUAAAAUAACAGAAUCACGAAUAUCUAACAUGCAUAAAAGUAGUUUGCAAUACAGGAGCACGCCGUAUCUUUCGACUUCUUUGUCUGCCUCGUCAACUUAUGGAUCAAUACAGAAUCUUUCAGAUUCUUAUAUCCAAAUACCGGGUACGCGAAGUAGUUGGUACUCUAUGACCAGUAGAACAUCGCUGAGUAGCCACUCUAUAAACUUUGAACGACCUCCAGUACCCACGUGCAUUCCAGAACCGGGCUUUCCUCGAACAAAGUCACACGAUAACAUACUAAUUGUUAAAGAUCCACCUCAAAUAAAGACAAGACGAAUGCCGCCUCCUCCACCACCGCCUUAUGAACAUAAAAAAAAGAUUCCUUCUCAUUUAAAGGAACUGCAAAAUCCGAACUGCAGUAUAUUUCAUAGUGAUCCUAGCGUUACGAAAAAUAAAACCUCGAAUUGUGAUUUAGAUAUUAAAACUCUGAGGGAAAAAAGUAAAAACCUCGACUUGCCUUUAAUUGCAGCAUUGUGCAACGACCGAUCAUUGUUAAAGCAAACUAAAGCUUUUGGUGCUACGAAGUCAACUAAGCAAACAGGAAGUGACUGUGAAAAUGACAGAAAAAGUGCCAAGUUUUCUCAAAACACCACCGAUAACAUAGAUCUUAAGAAAAAACAAGAGUUAAAUGCUAGGAAGGCAGUGACCGGGUCCCAAAAAAAGAUAUUAGUACGAAAUCCUACAGAUAAGCUUCCCGCGCUACCCGGAUCUGAAACUCACACUCCUAGAGCUAUGUCCAAUACAUAUGUAAUGCAUCCAAAUAUAGUUAAAUUAAAAAAAAGUCAACCAAGUUCA